Messenger RNA from Phycodurus eques (leafy seadragon), 1226 nucleotides. RefSeq lists its product as uncharacterized. The record is from RefSeq and is a predicted model, not a curated record. NCBI's taxonomy places the organism in Eukaryota, Metazoa, Chordata, Actinopteri, Syngnathiformes, Syngnathidae. Gene Ontology annotation, molecular function: hydrolase activity, hydrolyzing N-glycosyl compounds. The coding region runs from base 134 to 1105 and encodes 323 amino acids. The transcript is spliced from 5 exons.
ACGAGAGAAUUCUGCGUCUCGCAUCUGAAGCGAUUCAAAGUUCCCUCUUUCGCUCCGGAAAAAUCAAAGUUCAUUUUCUCCGCUUGGAAAAUUGGCGCUUCUGUUUCACACCGACUGCGAAAGGAUAGAAAAGAUGUCCGAGAAGCUGCUCGUUAUCGACACGGACUGCGGCAUCGACGACGCCCAGGCCAUCCUGGUGGCCCUGGCGGCGCCGAACGUCCGCGUCGUGGCUGUCACCUGCGUGUUCGGGAACUCCUCUGUGGACAACGUGUGCCAGAAUGUGUUCAAAGUGCUUGCAGUGGGGGAGCGAGGACAAAUCCCGGUGUUCCGAGGUUCCGCAGGGCCUCUUCUCGGGACCACCACGGACAUCCUCUGCGACCACUUUGGCUCGGACGGCCUCGGCGACGUUUUGGAGGAACGGUAUCCCCAGUGGGAGGAGAAAAUCCAGGCGGAACACGCAGUGACCGCCAUGGUGCGCCUGGUGGCGGAGAACCCAAAGCAGGUGACACUGGUGGCCCUGGGGCCCCUCACCAACCUGGCGCUGGCCGUCAAGAUGGACCCAAGCUUCCCUGGAAACCUCAAAGAACUUUACAUCAUGGGUGGCAACAUGGAAGGGGCAGGAAACUUGACACCAUGCUCAGAGUUCAACUUCGCUAUGGAUCCGGAGGCCGCUUACGUAGUUCUGGAGGAGUUUUUGUGCCCGACUUAUUUGGCGACGUGGGAAUACGCCUGCAGAAACGCGCUGUCGUGGGAAUUCUUCGAGGAGCUGACAAGCCAGGACACGGUGGCGUCCCGUUUCAUGAAGACCAUCACAUCUCGCUGCUGGGCCUACUCCCGGGAGGCCCUAAGCAAGAAGCGCGACGUUCACUUCGGGCCGGGCUUCGUCUCGUUCGACUCGUACGCGGUGGCGGCGUGCGUGGAUGCCGGGGUGGUGGCCGAGAGCGUGCGCUGUCCGGUGCGCGUGGAGCUGCAGGGUGCCAUGUGCCGCGGCAUGAUGGCACUGGACCGCGUGGGCAGCCUGAACAAGCAGCACAGCGUGACGGUGUUCACCAAAUGCCACAAGGACAGGUUGGCACGGCUGCUGGUCGAGUCGCUAAGGCAUUAGGAACCCGGGUGCUGGAAAAUAAACACCCAGUCAUUUAUUCUAAGAAAAUGCAUUUUUCGAGAACAAAUGAGUAUCUUUUCAAUAACAAAAAUAAAGGAAUUUGUUUUCCUUCUCAGAAGGU